AGGAGGAUGUUGCGCGUGAAGGGGAAAUGGCUGCCGAAAACAAGCCGGAAGGACUGAAGAAAGUUCGUAAUCCGGAUCGAAUGUACAGAUCAGCAGUGUGUUAUGCUGGCCAUGGUCCACCUAAGAGUAUCAGUGAUGACACAGAGACGAACAAUGAACAUGGACAUUUGAAAAUAUACCUGCCCAAGAAGCUGCUUGAAUGUCUACCAAAAUGCACUUCGCUGCCAAAGGAGAGACACCGGUGGAACACUAAUGAGGAGAUCGCAGCUUACUUGAUAACAUUUGAAAAGCAUGAAGAAUGGCUAACGACAUCCCCUAAAACAAGGCCGCAGAAUGGGUCGAUGAUAUUGUACAAUAGGAAGAAGGUGAAGUACAGAAAGGAUGGCUACUGCUGGAAGAAGAGGAAAGACGGGAAGACCACACGGGAGGAUCACAUGAAGUUGAAAGUGCAGGGAGUCGAGUGUCUGUACGGCUGCUACGUCCACUCCUCCAUCAUCCCCACCUUCCACCGUAGGUGCUACUGGCUGCUCCAGAACCCUGAUAUCGUGCUCGUCCACUAUUUGAAUGUCCCAGCUAUUGAGGAUUGUGGGAAACCAUGCGGUCCGAUCCUCUGCUCCAUCAAUACAGACAAGAAGGAGUGGGCCAAGUGGACAAAGGAGGAGCUGAUCGGCCAGCUAAAGCCCAUGUUUCAUGGCAUCAAGUGGACUUGCAGCAACGGGAACAGCAGCUCUGGCUUCUCAGUGGAGCAGCUAGUGCAACAGAUUCUGGACAGCCACCAAACUAAGCCACCUCCCCGGACUCACAACUGCCUCUGCACGGGCACCCUGGGUGCAGGGAGCAGCGUGCACCACAAAUGCAACAGCGCCAAACACCGCAUCAUCUCCCCCAAGGUGGACCCCCGCUCAGGUGGCUACAGCAGCGCUCACUCCGAGGUACAAAACAACGAUGUGUCAGAGGGGAAGACCGAGCACAGCGCCCACGGUGGAGGCAAAAACUCGGGCGGAGGAGGCGGAGGAGGCAGCGCCAGGGAGAAACGCAACGGCAAAGUCCACAAGCCCGUCCUGCUGCACCAGAACAGCACAGAGGUGUCAUCCACAAACCAGGUGGAGGUCCCCGACACCACGCAGAACUCCCCCGUGUCCAUCAGCAGCGGCCUCAACAGCGAUCCAGAUAUGGCUGACAGCCCCGUGGUGACGGGGAUGAGCCACGUGGCCUCUGUCAUGUCUGGCCUGUCUCAGAGUGUCUUCAUGUCAGAGGUCACUGGAGAUCCCGUCUACAGCAUGUCUCCAACUGGGGGUCCCAACACUCACCUGAUGGGUGCAGAUGCCACUUCACAGGGCUUGGUGCUGUCCGAUCGUCACAAAUUUGCCUUCCCCAGUGGAGGAGUAGGGGAGCCUGGGUCUACCGCGGCAGGAGACAGCCUGUCCAUGCUGUCUACAGCUGGGGUGUCGGAGGAACUGGUGCUCUCCAGCAGUCUGGAUGCUGGAAGCAUCAAGAUCCCAGAAACCAAUAUGAACUUUGACCCCGACUGCUUCCUGAACAACCCCAAACAGGGCCAGACUUACGGAGGCAGCGCAAUGAAGACAGAGGGCAACUCCUCCUCCACCUCCUCCUCCUCCGGCGGCAGCAGCUGCACCAACGGGAGUCUGCAGCGUUCCCCCACCAUGUCAGACAACGGCUACACCUUCAGCUCAGCUUUGGUGAAGAACAUCAAGACAGAAGACACAUCGUUUGAGCAGCAGCUGGCCAAGGAGAGUGGCUACCAGGUGGGGCCGGUGGUAAACUGUGGCAGCGGGGUGUCUGUGUCGUCUGGUGCUGCUUCAGGCCAGGGAAGCCUCACUCUGACCCCAGCAGGCUCCCUGCUUCCCUCCGGUGGGGGUCUGAGUCCCAGCACCACACUGGAGCAGAUGGAUUUCAGCGCUAUCGAUGCCAAGCAGGACUACACUUCCAGCGCUACCACAGUGAGCUAUGCCCAGGCCAUGUCCAGUCCUCACAUGCAACACCAGAAUCGUUCGCCCAGCUUCUUCCUCCAGGAUUCCUCUCAGACCGGCCAGGCUCAGCAGGGGAGACCCAGCCUGAGCCAGAAAACACAUUUGAUGGAGCACAACUCACAUGACUCUGGAGCUUAUAUGGGGCUGCAAGUGGUGAAGACGGACUCCCCCGGCAGCAACGGCCACCUCCACCAUCACCACCAGGCUCACCAGAACCAGCACAGGGCCAACUGCAACGGAGGCUCGCCCACAGAGGGGCCCAAUCAGGCCGGCUCUCUCCAGCUGCUGCAGUACCAGGGGAGCUUUCCCGGACUGGGCACGGAGCAUGAGGAGGUGGUGGGUCUAGAACAACCAGGCAGUGUAAGUUCAGCUCAGGCUGGAGCUACUGAGAAUGGAGCUGAGAAUCUACUCAAGCCAGGAGACCACAUUCAGGCCUGUGGGGCAGGAAACGGAGAGGGCGCGGAGCACUACUUGCAACAGGCCUCAGAUGGUGGUGCAGGAGCGACAGGAGGUGCAGGAGAAGCGGUAGCGAUUCAUAACGGCAGCACCAACAGUGACGGCAGCAACCGCUCUCAGCAGCAGCAGCAGCUGCAGCCUCUCCUGCAGGGCACCAGUAUGGUCCAGGGACUCUACAACGCUGUGGGAACCCACCAGGGCCUCGGUGGAGCGGCCAGUAACGGAGGAGCAGGAGGGACAGGCAUGGAGAUAAGUCUGGAUCACUUUGACAUCUCUUUCGGUAACCAGUUUUCUGACCUCAUCAAUGACUUCAUCUCAGUGGACGGCAGUGGAACCACCAUGUCAGCCGGAGGGGCCCUAUAUGCACACCAGCUAGUCACAUCCCACAGCUCUGAUAGUCAGAACACAGCCAGUGGGGCCCCCCAGCAAGGCCAGGAAGAUGGAGGGGCCAGGAGCUCUGGCUACAGCCCCUCGGAGCUCUGCCUUCAGCCAUGCUGCAGCCCGCAGUCUCUGAGCGGAGGCGCUGGAGCAGCAGGAAACACAGCAGAGGCGGGCUCGCUGUCCUACAUGAAUGUAGCAGAGGUGGUUUCUGCAGCUGUUGCCCAGGGGGCUCUGGGGAUGCUUCAGGCCACAGGGCGGCUCUUCAUGGUCACUGAUUACUCCCCUGAGUGGUCCUACCCCGAGGGCGGAGUUAAGGUGCUGAUCACUGGGCCCUGGCAAGAGGCCAGCUCGAACUACAGCUGCCUGUUUGACCAGAUCUCAGUCCCAGCAUCUCUCAUCCAGCCGGGGGUGCUGCGCUGCUACUGCCCAGCUCAUGACACAGGUCUGGUGACGCUGCAGGUGGCGGUCAGUAACCAGAUCAUCUCCAACUCUGUGGUGUUUGAAUACAAGGCCCGCGCUCUUCCUUCACUGCCAUCAUCUCAGCACGACUGGCUCUCGCUGGAUGAUAACCAGUUCAGAAUGUCUAUCCUGGAGCGCUUGGAGCAGAUGGAGAGGAGGAUGGCGGAGAUGGCCAGCCACCAGCAGUCGAGCAGUGCAGGGAGUGGCGGAGCUGGGGGAGGAACAGGGGGAGGGGGAGGGGGGGGGGGGGGAGGAGGCGGAGGAGGGGGAGGCAACAACAGCCAGUCACAGUGUGUAUCUGGUCAGACGCAGGCCAGCAGCUCCUUCGAGAGUCGUGUCGUCGUGGUUUGUGAGAAGAUGAUGAGCAGAGCUUGCUGGGCCAAGUCCAAACAUUUAAUCCACUCCAAGACCUUCAGAGGCAUGACACUCCUUCACCUGGCUGCAGGCCAGGGCUACGCCACCCUCAUCCAGACACUCAUCAAGUGGCGCACUAAACAUGCUGAUAGUAUUGAUUUGGAGUUAGAAGUGGACCCUCUCAAUGUCGAUCACUUCUCCUGCACGCCUCUGAUGUGGGCAUGUGCACUGGGUCACCUGGAAGCAGCAGUGGUCCUGUAUAAAUGGGACAGACGUGCCCUAGCUAUCCCGGAUUCUCUGGGCCGCUUACCCCUCUCCAUCGCCCGAUCUCGUGGUCAUACGAAACUGGCUGAAUGUUUGGAGCAGCUACAAAGAGAAGAGCAGCAGCCGCCGGCCCCUCUACCACCCACAACUCGCAUGUCUUUCUCCCCAGCCCCUGACACCCCCACCACAGACAGCUGGAUGGUCAGCUGGGCAAACAACAGUGUCGUCGCACCCAGUGGCAAGAAAGGGGGUCCUGCCACCACGACAACGACAUCCAGCACCACAAGCCUCAAUCCAGACUUGAGAAGGCCCAGGUCAGAGCCCUCCAACUACUACAGUGAGGGCCAAAGGGACCUCCCGCUAGCUAAAAAACACAAACCCAACCCAGAGCUGUUUCAGACUCGGCCUGACAAGGCCAUGUCUGUUCCUCUGAGCCUGGAGCAGCAACAGCUCCACAAGCUGUCCUCUAGCCCCAAGAGCUUGUCCUCAGAGGGCCUGAGCUCAGACAAGAGCCUGUCUACAGGAGGCAGCACGGGGACAACCAGAUGGACCUCCAGAGAGAGUUUCUCCAGCAGCGGCGGCCUAGGGAGGAAGGCGCUGGGGGUCAGUGGAAGCAGCAGCCUGGGGAAGGAGAAACUGGUCAGCCGGUUACGUCAGCGGGAACAGCUCGGCAUGCUGGUGAUGGCUGACAGAGAAAUGGCUGAUGCAGAACUACUGUCCUAUCGGGAAGAUCUGGAGAACCAGGACUGUCUCACACAGAUGGAUGACCUGCAGGCAAACAUGAUGACUCUGGCAGAGCACAUCAUUGAAGCAACGCCAGAGAGAAUCAAAAGGGAGAACUUCAGCGCGGCGGACUCUGUGCCCUUAGACACGUCAGGGGUCAGCAACACCAUGAACUGGCUCGCCAACUACCUGGGAGAUGUGGAACAGCUGCCGAGCAUCAUACACCUACGAUCUCUGUAUAAUGAACCCCUGACCCCAUCAUCCAACCCCAGCCUCAGUCCUGGGGGGUCCCCACUGAGAGAGGGGCCCCUGGAGAGGUCCACACUUCCGUCCCCAGCUGACUGGAGUGAGUUCAUCAACGCCUCCAACAGCAAGGUGGAGCGAGACCUGGCCCAGCUGACUCUGUCCGAUCCAGAGCAGAGAGAGCUGUACGAGGCCGCCCGCCUAGUCCAAACUGCCUUCCGCAAGUACAAGGGGCGGCCGCUCCGAGAGCAACAGGAAGUAGCUGCUGCUGUUAUUCAACGUUGCUACAAGAAAUACAAACAGCUUACAUGGAUAGCCUUGAAGUAUGCACUUUAUAAGAAGAUGACGCAGGCCGCCAUCCUUAUCCAGAGUAAAUUCCGCAGCUACCACGAACAGAAGAAGUUUCAGCAGAGCAGGAGGGCUGCCGUGCUCAUUCAGCAAUACUACCGCAGCUACAAGGAGUUUGGCAGGCUGAAGCCCCACCACCGCGGGGCUGCUGCUGCCCUGGUGCAGCACAAACUGAGAGGUAGUCUGCUCACAAAGAGGCAGGACCAGGCUGCCAGGAAGAUCAUGAGGUUCCUACGUCGCUGCCGCCACAGCCCCUUGAUGGACCAUAGACUGUUCAAGCGGGGUGAAAGAAUUGAAAAGGGCCAGGGAACAUGAGACCCCUCAGAAGAGCCCCCUCGCGAUGUGACAUCACUCUCCUGACUCCUCUUUUUCUUUUUUGUUUGUACCCGAGACAUUUUACAAGAGAAAUGGAAGAAAAAAAAAACAUCAAUGCAAGCACUGCAAUUAUUAUUACUACUGCGGUGUUACUGGUUCAACUAUUACAUGUACAACGGCAUUUUUUCACAUAUCUAUUCUUUCCACUGACUUGAUUUCGGUCGGAGAGUGGCAACUUCUACGGGAUUAUAAACUAAAAGGGUCGGGGGGCGGGGGGUUGCAGAACAUUUGCUUCAUGGCAUUUUUUGCACUUUUUCAUGGAUUGCUUUGUCUUUUUUGAAUACGGAGAGGUUUCGGACGGUGAAGGAAGCAGGACAUGCCUGAGGAGGUCACGAGGACCUCGAGAGACGUGAAUUCAAAGGCUGCUGCAGAAGAUCUCAGAGGAUAGGGAGACCAUGCAGAAACACUCUGGACUCUAAUUGUAUUUCAUAGUUUUUUAAGUGACCAAUCAAUUCAUUUUGAAGAAGGAUUUUUUUUAAACCAAAUAUAUUGGUCACCCACAUGCCCACUUUUAUCCACUGCUGUAGAUGAUAUUCAAUUUAGCUCAAUGAUUCCAGCUGUCCCACUGUGCUCUACCCCACCAGUCUGCCCACACGGGUGGAACUACAAAUGAAUGUAGUCCGGGGGUUCAACCAUGCAGAUGCAGAUGGGGGAUAAAAUAUUCCUGUUUUUGCCAUUUCUUAAAAGAAAAACCCUAUGCUUUAUCGUAUAUAUUGUCACUUUAUUACUUGAAUUUGUUCCAUACUGUCCAAUGUAUUUGUUCCAUCAUGUCCAAUGUAUUGGUGAUCUGUAUCUUCAGACUCUAUGUUGUUUAAUCCUACCAAGAAAAAAUGCAUGACUUCUUGGCGAGAAAAGUCUUUGCUUGUGUGCUUAUGGUCUAGUCUUUCAGCCUCUGAUUUCUUUUUUGUUUCCAUCCUCUCCCCCCCAUAAGUUCGAUCAUCUCGGUAAUGAAGCUAUCCCCGUAUUGUCCUGUUUCUAUAUUCAUUUCUUUCAUUUUUGCUUUAUGCUCCUCUGAAACCUAACGAGAAAAGAACUUGCCUAUUUUGUGUUGAAACGGUUAUGGUCAUGCAGGUUAUUACUUGUUCUUUUUAAACGAACUUCAGAGCCUGUGAAGGCUUUUGAGGGGAAGAUCACAUACAUUGCCUUGACGUCUUAGAGAUUCUUUGAGGGGUCCCUAAGCUUGUCCCAAAAUAGGGGUUUGACAAAUCCAUAUUUUUGACAAUUGAGCGAUUUCUGUAUAUAAGGAAGGCUGAAAGUACGUAGGAAAAAAAAAAACAUUUACCCAAAGGGGAUUGUAUUUUAGAAAUAUAUUAUUUUAUUCAUUAAAAAUGGGUCAAAAACAGGUACGAGACAAAAACAGAAUAUUUGUAUAGUUUUGUUUGAAUGCCUAAGAAGUAUGGUUGUAUUGUUUGUAAAUAGUGUAAAUAACUGGGAUAAAAAUGAGCUAUGUGCAUGAAAAGUAUGAACAGAGUCAA
This is a messenger RNA of Plectropomus leopardus (leopard coralgrouper), 7069 nucleotides long. It is a transcript of the gene camta1a, whose product is annotated as calmodulin binding transcription activator 1a. Gene Ontology annotation, molecular function: transcription coregulator activity; double-stranded DNA binding; protein binding. Gene Ontology annotation, cellular component: nucleus. Gene Ontology annotation, biological process: regulation of transcription by RNA polymerase II. The record is from RefSeq and is a predicted model, not a curated record. NCBI's taxonomy places the organism in Eukaryota, Metazoa, Chordata, Actinopteri, Perciformes, Serranidae.